Molecule: messenger RNA, 369 nt
Organism: Arctia plantaginis
Lineage: Eukaryota; Metazoa; Arthropoda; Insecta; Lepidoptera; Erebidae
Source: the annotation of a GenBank genome assembly
AUGUAUCGCCAGUACUGGCUGCUAGUAUCUGCAGCCGGUUUCCAGCAGCAGUACUUUAGGGUAGUGCCUCGAAGUCUGAGGGUGCAAGAGGGUUCAGAAGCAGUGCUGGAAUGUGCAGUAGCCAACCUUGCAGGGCAAGUGCAGUGGGCCAAGGACGGAUUUGCACUUGGCUUUUCUUCAGUAAUCCCCGGGUACCCUCGUUACACAAUGUUUGGUGACCGGCGCCACGGUGUUUACAACCUUCGUAUAGUGAACGCCACGCUCGUGGACGAUGCUGAAUACCAGUGCCAGGUGGGACCAGCGCAGAUGCAUAAGGUCAUAAGGGCCAACGCCAGUCUCACCGUAAUAUGUAAGUACUUAGUUAUUUAA